UAGUACCUACCUACCUACUUAUACACGGAGAUUGUAAGUUCUUCAUAAGCUGGCUUUCUCUUCUUCCUUCCUUCUUUCUUUCGAGAGAAUCCUUUCACAUACCUGCUUUAAGGUCACACAAAUAUCCGCAUACCUUACCUUCUCCUCCUUCUCCUCCUACAGGAUUUUUUAAAUCGAAUUCUUCUUUUGCGUUGGCUAGAAUACUAGAAUCCUAUCCUAGAGUCUCGAGUUCUCAAGAUCUCAAGGUCUCGACAUUCGAAAAGAAAAGAUAAGAAAGAUACGAAAGAAAGAAAGAAUUACACCCUUUGUUCCGUGGCUUUUCGUCUGUCUUGUGAGAGUGAGGAAGAGAUAAAUAGGAUUUACGAAUCUACGAAUCUACGAAUAUACGAUAUACGAAUUGCGAAUCUACGACUUCUGUUCAGUAUUUUUGUUGUUGACAAUUGCAAAUAUGGCUCCCGUUGGUCCUCCCUUUCUUUUGUUAACUGCUUGCUUUACUUUUAUACUUUUGUACUUUUAUUCUUCUUGUUUGUGUGGAUUGAUCUGAUCGUAAAUGGAUGAAUGAUUGAUUUGAAGCUUUGAUCCUUUACUUCAUUUGUAUCGAUCAAUCAAUCAUCAUCAAUCAUGAUCUUCUUCUCCAACUCCUUCCGUAUACAAACUAACCUCCUCUUCAAAUCCUUUGUACAAUCCCAACUAAUCUCCUCCCACUAGAUUACCACCCUCCUCUUCGAUUGCGACAACACUCUCGUACUCUCCGAAUCCCUCGCAUUCGAAGCUUGCGCCGAUCUCGCCAAUGAAAUCCUCUCCGCUCGCGGUAUCAAAGACCGCUACACAGGUCCACAACUUCUACACGAAUUCGUCGGACAGAAUUUCCGCGGUAUGAUUGGAAGUCUCAAGAAAAAGUACAAUUACGAAAUGGAUGAUGCAGAACUAGAAAGCUACGUGAGUAAAGAAGAAGACAAAGUGAUUGGAAAACUCAAGGCUGCUCUUAAACCCUGCGAGGGUGUCGAUGAAGAAUUGAUCCGUCUUGAGAAAGAGGGAACGUAUAAAAUGGCUGUUGUGUCUUCUAGUGCUUUACGUAGAGUUAAAGCUUCGGUGGAGAAAGUUGAUCAGGCGAAAUAUUUUGGAGGGGAGAUUUAUAGCGCUGCGAGUAGUUUGCCGAAACCAACGAGUAAACCUGAUCCGGCGGUUUAUAUUUUUGCAAUGGAGAAAUUAGGAGUCAAGCCAGAGGAAUGUGUUGCGAUUGAGGAUAGCAAGAGUGGUGCUACGGCGGCGGUUCGAGCGGGCAUUUUUACGGUGGGUUAUGUGGGGAGUUAUGAGGUGGAUGAGAGGGAGAGAAUGGAGGGAGUUUUGUUGGAGGCGGGUUGUAAGGUUAUUAUGAAGGAGUGGAAAGAGUUUAAGGGGAUCUUGGAGAAGAUUCAAAAGGGAGGGUUAGAGAAUUAGAUGGGUAGAAGGUGAUCAGAUAGUUUGGAAUGGGUGGGUUAAAGAUGACAGGAGAGAGGAGGCAUCGAGAAAGUUUCUUGGCCUAAAAUUUCUUUGGAAGAUUUCUUUUUAUUCCUUUAAAAGCUUGUGGAAGUGGAAGGGUAUGUAAGGGAAGGGAAGGGGGAAAAGAGAUAGGAGUGCUGAGGACCUAGUAGCUUACUUACAGAUGACUUCCGAAUAUAUCUCUCCUUGCAUUUUCACAUACACUAGUUUAUUUUUUCUUUAUUACAUACACUGCAAUA
Molecule: messenger RNA, 1721 nt
Organism: Sclerotinia trifoliorum
Lineage: Eukaryota; Fungi; Ascomycota; Leotiomycetes; Helotiales; Sclerotiniaceae
Source: the annotation of a GenBank genome assembly